UCGAGAACGUUAUCAUCUUGUUUCUCCAAAUAAGACGAUGCUACAAAAAAAUUCGUUCAAACAAGAAGUUACAAAAAAAUUUGAGGGAGAGAAAAAAAUAAAAUUGUUCUAAAGUUUCUUAAACUAUUUACGUUCUUUCAAGUUUUUACUUCGGCGUUAUUAUACUUUAAAGAAAUACGAUAGCGCACUAUAGUAUUAAAAUCAAUGAGGAGCACAUUGGGCUUCGUAAACAACCCCUGGCAACCACUUUGCUGUUUCUUAUCGCCCACUCUUAAAAUUGAACGUUUUGAAUUAAUUACAUGUCCAUCUGAUAACAAUUCCUCACGGGUUCGUGCCAGCUUCCUCGAAUUCGUGAAAAGACGUAUCGUAACUUACAAUUAGCAAUUGGUUCACGUGAGUGAGGGGGUGAAAGCGGAGAUGUUAGGGGUGAAAGAAUAUAUGUUCGCGACCUAUAAAUGCUCACGAAAUUCCGGCUACGAACUCAGUACGUUUGCAAUGUUGUUGCUAACUUGAUGAAAUCCAUUGGCAAAAUAAAAGUUCUAUUUGAAGCGUACAAAAAUGGAUGAGGCUGUUAUCGACUCGAUCUUCGCGGGAUCAUUAAAAUCCCUGCCACCUGUUAGCUCUAAAAUCGUUAGAAUUUUUACCAGCUCCACUUUCACUGACACAACGAUGGAGAGGAACACGUUGAUGGCGCAAUGUUACCCCAAGAUCAAAGACUAUUGCAGAGAAAAACAUGGAUUGGAGUUUCAGGUGGUUGAUAUGAGAUGGGGCGUGAGGGACGAAGCCACCGACGAUCACAUGACAACAGAACUGUGCAUGAGGGAAAUUGAGAAUUGCCAGAGGCUCUCGAUGGGCCCGAAUUUUGUGGUAUUUCUUGGGCAAAAAUAUGGCUAUCGUCCUAUCCCGACGUACAUCGUCAGUUCAGAAUUAGAAAUGAUACAUGCAGAAUUAGAAAGUCAAGGGGUGGACGUAAGUCUUUUUGAUAAAUGGUACAAAAAGGACAGCAACGCGGUGCCACCGACGAGUAUCCUGCAACCGAUAUCAUCGAUCUUGAAAAACUUUAACAAUAAAAGAAUACCGAAAUUGCAACAAGAGGACCAGGCCAUUUGGUGGGACACGAUGGUAAAAAUGCAGAAACUAUUUCGAAAGGGUGCGCAAUCAUUGUUCAACAAUGGCAAAUUCGACAAAGACACUAUGCAUAAUUACUUCAUGUCAGUUACUGAAAGAGAAGUGAUCAAUGGUGUAUUGAACGUAAAGAACACCAAAAAUCACUGUCUGGCGUAUAUAAGGUACAUAAACAACAUCAAUCUGCAAAACUUGAGAAAAGCGAAUUUGUUCUUGGAUAUUGCUAACAGAAGCUUGGACAACGAAGCUUCGAAAUUAUUAGCAAAUCUGAGGGAUGAGAGGCUCCCCGCGAAAAUCGAAAGCACGAACAUGCAGAGGUAUACUGUGGAAUGGAUAGGAAGAGAAGGUUUAGAUCCAGAAACUCACAGUGAAUAUCUUCAACAUUUCAUAACGCAUUUCUACCGAAACAUCGUGAAACUAGUAGAUCGCGCGAUGAGGAAAGAAGACAGUUCCGCCCAGGGACAGAUAAUAACAGAAAUGUUACAGCAUCUGCACGCGUGCAACAAUUCUGUCAGAGUAUUUUAUGGCAGGGAGGACACGUUGGUGUGUAUCAAAGAGUACAUGUUGGGCGAUAGCGAUAAGCCUUUGGUGUUAUACGGAGAGGGUGGAUGCGGGAAAACUUCUUUACUAGCAAAGAGCGCAGGUUUGACGAACAGCGCGUGGCUCACUGACAAAAAGCCAAUAAACAUAAUUCGAUUCCUUGGCACCACACCAGACAGCAGCGCGCUAACUCCCAUGUUGAUUUCAAUUUGUCAACAAAUUUCGUACAACUUUAUGCUACCAUUCGAAGAAAUCCCGGAUGAUUUAGUACCACUGACUGCUUACUUCAAAUAUUUAUUAACUCUGGCAACAACUGAGCAGCCGAUUCUACUGUUUUUGGAUAGCGUCGAUCAAUUAACAGGAGUUCAGGGAAACAAACUGUCUUGGUUGCCUACUAGACUUCCGGCAAAUUGCAAAAUGAUUCUGUCAUGCGCUGCUGAAGAAUCGAACCCCGUUAUCUCUCGCGAUUAUCAAUUAUUGCGCCGUAUAAUAGACACCGAGGAACAUUUUAUUGAAGUCGUUGCCUUAGGCGAAGACCUUGCCAUGGAAGUGAUAAGGAUGUGGAUGAAAACAGCUCACAGGGAUUUAAACAAUUACCAAUGGCGUCUUGUGGCGAACGCGAUAUCGAAAUGCUCGUUACCAAUUUUCGUGAAAUUAGUAUUCGCCGAGAUCUGCAGGUGGAGAAGCUACACGAAACCAGCUGACACGCAUUUAACAUCCACGGUGAUGGACAGUAUCAUGAUGCUGUUCGAAAGGAUUGAAAAGCAGCAUGGAAAAAUAUUGGUUUUCCAUGCAUUGGCUUAUAUCACCGCUGCAAAGUCGGGUUUGUCAGAAUCCGAGCUUGAAGAUUUGAUCUCGUUGGACGACAAGGUUUUGGACGACGUGUACCAAUACCAUUUACCCCCGGUUAGACGAAUCCCACCGUUGCUCUGGACCAGAAUACGAAACGAUUUACCUAAUUAUUUGAGCGAGAGGGAAGCCGACGGCGUUAGCGUUCUUAAUUGGUACCACAGACAAUUCCGGGACACGGCUAAGGAAAGAUACUUCAAGAACAUGAACAUGGCUAUGUACUUCCAUUCGAUGAUCGCUGACUAUUACCUUGGCAUAUGGGGAGGUGGACGACCGAAACCGUUCAAAUAUACAGAAAUUCAGAGGCAUCGAUUUAAUUUAGCAGACAAGGAAGGUGUGGCAGAUAGGAAGGUACCAGAACAGCCGUUGGCAUUUUACUCGAAAGAAGGAACCAUAACAAGAUAUAAUUUAAGAAAGUUCGGUGAAUUGCCUUUCCAUUUGGUCCGGUCAAGACGAUUUAACGAUUUGUUCGAAAACGUACUCUUCAACUACGAAUGGCUUCAUGCGAAGCUAAGCUCCUGUCCACUGCAAGCGGUGCUCUCAGAUUUUGAAGACGCGUGCAAUUUCAUCGAUAACCAAAGCAUUGUCAGAGAACUUAUGUUGGUCGCUGACGCGCUGCGUUUAGGUGGUGCAAUUUUGGGUUCCCACCCAAAUAUGCUUGCGCCACAAUUAAUAGGUCGAUUGUUACCGGAAAUCGGUGGGAACGUGAACGUGAAAAUGCUUCUUAGGGCCUGUGACAACGACGGCGCGAAGAACUGCGCCUUGCUUCCGGUUUAUCAUUGUCUGCACACUCCCGGAGGGCCGCUAAAAUACUCGUUGGAGGGCCAUCAGUUCGCUGUAUUCGGGUUUUGCCUAACGUCGGAUUACCGUCAUGUCGUGUCGAUAUCCAACCGAUUUAUCACCUGGGAUUUAAGCACCAGCGACAUGACCAGGGACGUGAAUCCUGGGGUAGAGGGAAUCAUGCAGAACCUUGUACUGAGUCCUGAUAACAGAUACGCCACCGCGUUUACCACUAACAACCAGAGCGUCGUUUUAAACACCCUGACGAGUGAAUUCGUUAUAAUCGAUAACCCGCUUCCAAACGAGGAUCCAGUUUACGGAGUCCAUAUGACAAAUCAGUUUGUCUUCGUGUAUGGAAAGUUAGGCUGGUGCAGAUUUGACCUGCGUGGAAACUUGCUAGAAACGCGUACGAAUCCGGAGGAUUCUAACAAGUGGCCAAUUCUGCGUAAGUCGAACAAAAGAAAACUGAUCGGUUUAGAAAAUUCUAAGAGGUGUUGUCAACCAACAGGUGUGGAACACGCGAAUCUGAACGAUUAUAUAAUAAUAUUCUGGUCUGGGAACAUAGAAGAGACCAAUAUGCUCUUGCACACUUACAGGAAGAAGGGACCUCUAGACCCUUUGUUAUUCCAUAGCGUUAUAGUUAUGACAAAGAAUAAGACCGUUCUUUACGCUUGUACCACGAAAGACGAUUACCGAGUUACGAAGUACACUUGCGACGAAACCUCAUCCCAAUGGGAGAGAGCCUUCGAUAUGCCACGGGCUUUUAACGAUGAUAUUGAGUACUUGUUACAGUUGAAACUCGACCGAGAAGAGGAAAUGCUUUUGGCCACCAGUGCCAACGGUUUCGUCGUCUGGUUCUUAGAAAGCAAGAGCGACGCUUACGUUCUGAUGUUGCCGAACGGAGUUCGUAACAUCCGUACUAAGAUGUUGUGCUCGAAUUCGAUCAUGGUCAGUGGUACCAAAAAUUAUGCGGUCGCCGGUGUGAGGAAAAAUUUGUACAUUUGGAAUCUCGAGACGACGGAGCUGGUAAAAGUAUUGGACGCUCAUUUUGCGAGGAUUAUUCAACUGGAAGCGCUGACUGUUGGAAACUGGAACAGCGUGGUAACGUCCAGUAUUGACAGAAGCGUGAAAGUCUGGAAUAUAAAUAACAUUUUCGAGCAGGUCCACGUGAUAGACAGACACGAGUUACAGAUCGACAUGAUAAGUCUGGCGGAGAAAUGCAAUUUGGCGGCUAUCGUGACCAGAGACUGCGUAGGGAUUUGGGACUUACAAACGGGGAAGCUGAUCUCGAAGUUGGCUGAUAGCCCUUUGGGCGCGAUUGUCACACAUGCAUGUAUGACACACGAUGGGAAAUAUAUCGUCUCGACGGAGUCGGGGAACGUGUUGAUUUGGAACAGAAUUACGGAGCAGGUGUUGUUCAAAGAAGAACAACAGCACGUGAGGCAGUUGACGUUGGUCGAAAGUUCGACGAAAUUUAUGGCAGUUUCGAGGCCGAAAAAUCCUGCUGGUGUCGAGAGUAUGAAAACGAUUGCUACUCUAUUCAUGCGAACCAUUCCUGAUGGGAAAACCGUGUUCACUCUGGAGUAUUUAGUCAGAAGUCAAACGGGCACGCCGUUCCGAAACGUCGUGAUUACUUCUGACAAUUCUUUCUUAAUUGCACCAGCGGCUGACAAGGGUAACAGAGAUUGCAUUAUUAUUUAUAAUGCGAAGACAGGCGCGUUAUUAAGCAAAGUACCAGUAAAAUUGCCGGGAUUUAAAGAUAUUCUUUGCGUCAUUCCUAUGCCAAAUAAACCACAUUGGGUAGGAAUAAUCGGGUCUGAUAAGGGUACUAUCUUGGAUAUCAAUAAGAAGAAGUUUAUUCGUACAAUUCCAAAAUGGAGUGGGAAUAUUAGCAAAGAUGGGAAAUACACUUUAUACGCACCCAGCAGGGGCGGUUUAGAACUUCUGGAGUUAAAGAAAGGUACCACAGUGAAGGUCUACAUUCCAAAGGUGGCUGAGGGUGUUUUCACUGUAAUAUCCAUGUUUAAUCAUACAGAUGAAUAUGUUCUCUAUUAUCACAGUGGAAGGAAGACUAUACGUGUGUUUAGAUCGUCGGACUGUGAAAUGAUAGCUAAUUAUAGGGUUCAAGCAGAACUGAGUGCCAUCGAUAGCACGUAUGAUGGUAAAAGCAUAGUAUUGGGAACUGUUGAUGGUUGCGUGUCUGUCUUAGCUAUUGCAGAUCCCAAGAAGGAAGAGAUGAAGGAGUAUAUUGCAAACCUACCAUCUCGAGACGAAGAUUGGAAAAGGAAAACUGAAAAGCAACGCGCGGCAAUUAAGUUCAAAGCCGCUGCUCGAAUCGCCAGAGUAACUUAUGACUUAAAUGCGAUUAUACGAAACACGAGCGUAGCCGAGACGAUCGAGGAAUUAGAUGAAAACGUGGAAUAAGGAUUACUUCCCUCAGGAAAAUUUUUUUCUGUUAUAGAUGUGUAUGUAGCAUAGCGUGGAUUUGUUUUCGUCUCGUAUAAAUAGGAUUAGCAUAAGCGAAAGGGCAAUAAACUGUGAAUGUUGAUAAUAGAA
This is a messenger RNA of Ceratina calcarata, 5850 nucleotides long. RefSeq names its product NACHT and WD repeat domain-containing protein 2. The transcript is spliced from 25 exons. Lineage: Eukaryota; Metazoa; Arthropoda; Insecta; Hymenoptera; Apidae. The record is from RefSeq and is a predicted model, not a curated record. The coding region runs from base 559 to 5718 and encodes 1719 amino acids. Gene Ontology annotation, molecular function: protein binding.